Messenger RNA from Penicillium odoratum, 1335 nucleotides. Its product is annotated as BUD22 family protein. Gene Ontology annotation, cellular component: 90S preribosome; nucleus. NCBI's taxonomy places the organism in Eukaryota, Fungi, Ascomycota, Eurotiomycetes, Eurotiales, Aspergillaceae. The transcript has 2 exons. The record is from RefSeq and is a predicted model, not a curated record. Bases 1 to 1335 code for a protein of 444 amino acids. Gene Ontology annotation, biological process: maturation of SSU-rRNA.
AUGCCUAAACGCAAGCUCGCCGAGUUCAAGGGUCCCGGAUCGACAGAUACCCGCAAGCUUUCAAUGAAAGCCACCCGACUCACCUUCAAGUUCGAACAAAGCGUCCAAAUCAUAAUUAAAGGCCUGAAGACUGCACGUGGAUUCGAACGACAAAAGCUCAGCCGUCGAGAGAAAACCGCCAGAUCCCCAUAUGACUCAGUAACCUUGGCGCGGUUGGCAGAGGAAGUGGAGGCAUUAAAGAAACUCGAUUACCAGACUACCGCCGAGCGAUACUUGUACAAGCAGCUUUCUAAGAUGAAGCGGAUUACGGAGAACCCGAUCUUCAAGGAAUUCCAAGAGGCAAAGAAUGUUUCCACUCAGGGUCCCAAGAGUACUGCGGAGGCCAAUAUUCUGGCGCGACUGUUCAAAUCCACUCCGGUAAAGAAUGUUACGACUACCGUCAUUUCUGAGAUUCGGAAAUUGAUGGGAGUAGAGGAUUUGCCUGCCGGAAAGCAAGACAAGAGCAAGGCGAAGAAGGAUGCGACUACGAAAGAGAAGGCCGAAAAGCCUGCGCGCAAGCAAAAACAGGAGUUUGUAUCAGGCUCUGAGUCUGAAGGAGAAGGAAAGCGGGCUUCUCGUGCUGAUGACAUGGAUAUCUCGGGUGACGAUGAAUCAGGCGUUGAAGAUUUCUCUGAAUUCGACGGACGGUUAGCCCCAGGUUCUGGCUCCGAAGGUGAAGAGUCAGACGAUGAAGAGGCGGAGGCGAACAAUAAUCGCAUCGCAGACGACAUCUCCGACUCCGUUUUUUCACGUUCGCCAUCCCCCGACUUUUCAGGAGAAGACUCAGUAGAAGAAUCCUCACCACCACCUAAAAAGACCAAGGCGAGCAAGGCCCCGCCACAGACCACAACAUUCCUGCCAUCUCUCAUGAACGGUGGUUAUUGGUCUGGCUCUGAAGAAGACGCAACAGACGACGAACAAGCUGCUGCUCCGCCGAAGCGCAAAAACCGCAUGGGUCAACAAGCGCGGCGUGCGUUGUGGGAGAAGAAAUUCGGUCAGCAGGCGAACCACGUAGUGGCGGAACAGAAAAAUCAAAAACGGAACAGGGAUAGCGGAUGGGAUACCAAGAGGGGAGCUACCGGUGCUGCGGGCGGUGCUGGAGGUUCACGGGCUCGACGUGAUGCACCUGCGGCACCGCAGAAUCGAGCACAACGCCGCGCCGCUGGUGAUUUCUCUAGCCACAAGGAGAAGAAAGCAGAUGACACAGGACCUCUUCACCCUUCUUGGGAAGCAAAGAAGAAGCAAAAGGAACAAGCUGCUGCUGUCUUCUCUGGAAAGAAGGUUACAUUCGAUUAA